Messenger RNA from Cladocopium goreaui, 219 nucleotides. Lineage: Eukaryota; Dinophyceae; Suessiales; Symbiodiniaceae. The record is from the annotation of a GenBank genome assembly.
AUGCGUGGUGGUGAAAGAUGGCUGUACCUCACCACAGAUAAGAACUGGGGAGUUGGAGGUCAGCGCGAAUUCGGCGAGAAUUUUAACUGCAAAAACAGUUAUGUCUUCCACCCUCGCACCAUGGGGGCUCCAAGUCCGGAUCUUUUACCAAAGGGCUGGAUGCUCUUCGAUGGACAGGUCCCGUUUGGGUCGAAUGGUUGGGUCGAAUGGGUUCUUUGA